AUGUUCUCUAUUUUUUCUGCCUUUUUGUUGGCAUUUGCUACUGCUGCACCCGUCCAUCCCGUUGAGCUGCUCGCCUGGAGCCCUACUAUCCUCUGUCCCACUCAGUUCACAAUUUGGCCCCGUGGUUCCACGCAGACCGUGACCUGGGAGACUGAUAACAUCCCUGAGGAGAAGCUGAAUUCUACUGGUCUCCUGUUGUUGGGAUAUAUGGCAAACAAUUCGGAGAACCUGGACAUCAAGCAUCCCCUUGCUGUGAAUUUCCCCAUCAUUAACGGUGAAGUUACAGUCACUGUUCCUGAGAAUGCCACGGUUCGCGGCAAUGCUAUCGUUGUCUUGUUCGGUGACUCCGGAAAUGCUUCCCCAGAGUUUGCCAUCGUCUAA
Messenger RNA from Suillus subalutaceus, 381 nucleotides. RefSeq lists its product as uncharacterized. The record is from RefSeq and is a predicted model, not a curated record. NCBI's taxonomy places the organism in Eukaryota, Fungi, Basidiomycota, Agaricomycetes, Boletales, Suillaceae. The transcript has 3 exons. The coding region runs from base 1 to 381 and encodes 126 amino acids.